UAAUAUAACAGCAAAACUGAUGCUCAAUUAAUAUAUAUGCAACCCAGCAAUGGCCUUCGAGGACGCUACACAUCAAUUAAAUAAUUCUUUAUCAUUUACAAAUCAAUCUGCAAUCGGCGUGUCCGCAAAAACUAAACAGAAUGGAACAAAUCGUGGCAUAUUGCCACAAAUUGAUUCAAACUUUAUUGAAAUGUCAAAACCGAGUGAAUUAAAUGUAUCACGCGCCCUGAAUGCCAGGAACAAUAAGGAAACUGUGAAAAUGUUUGGCUGGGGAAAGUUUCAACCAACAUUUUUACAACGUUUUUGCACUGCGAAAUGGGCACUUUUUUGGCUCUGUUGGGGUGGCGCUAUGCAAGGACUCAUUGUGAAUGGUUUCAUUAAUGUCGUCAUUACGACAAUCGAGCGACGCUUCGGCUUACGAUCUCGCCAAACCGGACUUGUGGCAAGCGGCUAUGACAUCGCCUCCUUCGUCUGUCUAGUGCCAGUAACAUAUUUCGGCGGACGUGUUGGAGCAUCAAAACCAAAAAUUGUAGCAUGGGGCGUUAUUUUGAUGGGCAUUGGAUCGCUGACCUUUGCUUUGCCACAUUUUUUGGUCAGCAGCUAUCGGGCGACAAUGAGUGAGAGUAAUGUUUGUCAAAGCGGUGAUGCAAAUGUAACAACUUAUGAGUCUUGCAGCCACAACUCGCAUUCGGACUCUUUCGCCGAGCAGGAGAAUCUUUCUUGGACCGUUUGGUUGUUCUUUUUGGCGCAGUUAUUGCAUGGCGCGGGCGCUUCACCGCUCUUCACACUCGGCGUCACAUAUAUCGAUGAGAAUGUCUCAAAGAAGAUGUCCUCCGUGUAUUUGGGUAUCUACUAUACCAUGGCGAUAAUUGGGCCCGCUGUUGGCUACGUGCUUGGUGGGCAGCUUUUACUGAUUUAUACCGAAUUCAUGACUGUGGAUGCCUCAGAAUUGGGAUUUACAAGCUCCAGUAAAGUUUGGAUUGGUGCUUGGUGGAUUGGUUUCGUUUUCGCAGCCGUUGCAUGCAUUCUACUCUCCAUACCAAUAUUUGGAUAUCCACCUUCACUGCCGGGAGCCGAGCAAUUACAGCAGCAAAAAGUCUCGGAGGCCUAUAAUGCGGAUGGCAAAAACACUGAACAAUCAUUUACUAAAAUCAAAGAACUGCCAUAUGCACUUAUUUCAUUGCUGAAGAAUCCCACGUUUUCCUUUCUGAAUUUAGCUGGCGCCACAGAGGGUUUAGUCAUCGCAGGAUUUGCAGCUUUUCUACCGAAACAAAUAGAGAAUCAAUUCAGUAUUUCACCAGUUUGGUCGGCACUAUUGAUGGGCCUCAUAACUGUGCCUGCCGGUGGUGGUGGCACAUUUUUAGGUGGCUACCUAAUUAAGAAAUGGAAUCUCAACUGCGCACAAAUUAUAAAAAUGUGUUUGAUUAUGACACUGAUUUCGGCAUGUUUUACAUCCUGUUUUUUACUCUCCUGCCCGAAUUUGGGUUUCGCAGGCGUAACAGCGAAAUAUCAAGCAACAAAGCUUAAAACUGGCAUUGGAGAGCUGACAAAUCAGACGGAUGGUAUAGAGUUUUCUUAUCUGGGCACCGAGCUAAAAUCAGCUUGCAACAUGGAAUGUGGAUGCAGUAAAUUGAAUUAUGAACCUAUUUGUGGCGCUGACGGUAUUCUCUACUACAGUCCCUGCUUUGCCGGUUGCCAAGCGGAGUAUAUGAGUAAUAUUAAAACUUACUCGAAUUGUUCGUGUAUUGAAAAGACGACAUCUUUUAAUGCUAAUCUUGUACCAGAGGCCACAAAUACGAUGUGCGAGUCCACCUGCCAGUAUUUGCCGUACUUUGUUGGCUUGUGUUUCGUACUGAUGCUGUUCACUUUUCUAUCGACCAUGCCUGCUUUAUCGGCCACACUAAGAUGUGUUCACGAUGACCAACGUUCCUUUGCACUCGGCAUACAGUGGAUAAAAGUCCGACUCUUGGGCACCAUACCAGCGCCGAUGAUAUUUGGUACACUCAUCGAUGACACCUGCAUACUUUGGCAAGAGACCUGUGAUCAGGAAGGCGUUGGAGUGGGCGCUUGUUUAAUCUAUGACAAUAAUAACAUGAGCCGAUACAUGUGGCUGCUGGCGCUGGUAGGCAAAACAUUAUCCGUAACAUUUUUCUUUGGCGCUCUGUGGUUUUAUAUACCACCCAAACAGUCAACGAUUAACGGCGAAAAUGCACAAGCUGUUAAUAACAGUGCUGAUAUAACAACUGUGGCCACAGUGGAGGCCGAGUGAAUGAAUGCUGCUGUGUAUGUUUGUGUAUGCACAUAUAGUAGCUGCAUACAUAUAGCAGAUACGACACAGUAUACGUGUAUGUAUGCACGUGUGGUAGAAAGUUUAUGUUUAGAAGAAGAAGUCAUAACAAAAACGUAAAAACAUUUUAUCCCCUCUCAUUUGUGGCGCUCAAAGAAUGUGUGAGGAGUAAACAAAACCGAUAGUUUACAAAAUAUGCAACAGAUGGUUUGACACAUACAUACAUACAUACUUGCAGAGGUGUAUACAAAACUAAUAUUCCAAACAUAUGUGCAAACCAGCUGACUACAGUCACGCUCAAUAAUAAAGAUUCAUGUGCAUUUAUAAAUAUAUUUUAGUGUGUAGAUUUUUAUAUGUAUGCCACAUGAGAGGCAUAAGCAUCCGUAGUUUUCUUACAUUAUAUUAUAUAUGGUAUGUAUCUGGAAU
Messenger RNA from Ceratitis capitata (Mediterranean fruit fly), 2713 nucleotides. RefSeq names its product solute carrier organic anion transporter family member 4A1 (gene Oatp26F). NCBI's taxonomy places the organism in Eukaryota, Metazoa, Arthropoda, Insecta, Diptera, Tephritidae. The transcript is spliced from 7 exons. The record is from RefSeq and is a predicted model, not a curated record. Gene Ontology annotation, molecular function: protein binding. Bases 50 to 2269 code for a protein of 739 amino acids. Gene Ontology annotation, cellular component: membrane. Gene Ontology annotation, biological process: sodium-independent organic anion transport; transmembrane transport.